Messenger RNA from Rotaria sordida, 1686 nucleotides. NCBI's taxonomy places the organism in Eukaryota, Metazoa, Rotifera, Eurotatoria, Philodinida, Philodinidae. The record is from the annotation of a GenBank genome assembly.
AUGACCACAGAAGAAACAGAAGAAGCUCUAAAACAACACGCAUUACGCUUUAGUGAUGUUAUUGACGAGCCAUUGGAAUUUCUUGCACCUAUUAGUGGUUAUGGAAAAAUGCCACUUGUUUCACUUGAAGAAGCAGUCGAACCUCUUGUUCCUAUUCUCCCAGAUGUUCAGAGUCACGCUUAUGUCGCCAAACAACGAUGUAAGAAACCUGCUGAUGGAUUGACACAAGAUGAAUCCGCCUCAAUUAUGCUUUACACGAUGGAAUGGAAGCCACGUGAAGAAUGUCUCUAUGUUGUUUUGAAUAGUACCUUACGAGCAUCAGAUCGACAAGAGAAACUCAAACUAUGGUAUCUUUAUUUGAGACUUUUUCUAAAUGCCCUCUUUCGGCUUCCACCACUUACAAUAAGUGCAUACAGAGGUCUUAAAAAAGAUAUGAGUAAGAGCUACACCGAAGGUCAAACGAUUGUUUGGUGGGGUUUUUCAUCUUGCACAACAACUGUUAAAGUUUUAAAUUCGAAAAUAUUUUUGGGAACGACAGGUGAAAGAACAAUGUUUACUUUACAAUGCCGAUCAGCUAGAGACAUUCGUAAGCAUUCGUUUUUUCCAUCUGAAGAAGAAGUGCUUCUGAUGGCUGCAACUCAAUUCAAAGUAAUCGGUUAUCUUAAUCAAAAUGAUCUUCACAUUAUUCAAUUGGAAGAGACUUGUCCACCAUAUCCGCUUUUACAACCAGUACCAAUUAUUAUUCCACCAAAGACUAAUUCAAUUCUUCCAGUGGUUCCUAAUAUUCCAGUCAAUGCUCGAUGGGUACAGAAUGGAGUAACCGUUGCUGGAGGCUAUGGAGCAGGACAUGCUUCCAAUCAACUCUUCUGGCCUGAAGGUCUCUUCUUUGAUGAUAAUCAAACGAUGAUCAUCGUUGACUACGGUAAUGAUCGUAUCAUCCAAUGGAAGAUAGAUGAUAUAAAUGGAAAAGUCAUCGCUGGUGGUCGUGGCCAAGGAAAUCAAUUAGAUCAAUUGAAUUGUCCAACUGAUUUGUUAAUCGACAACGAGACGGAUAGUCUCAUUAUUUGUGAUCACGGAAAUCGACGAGUUGUACGAUGGCUUCGUCGUAGUGGCACAACUAAAGGUGAAAUCCUCAUUGACAACAUCGCUUGUCGAGGAUUGGCUAUGGAUGAUCAGAAAUAUCUUUACAUCUCUAACGAUGAGAAACAUGAAAUAAGAAGAUAUCAAAUAGGAGAUAAGGAUGGAACUCUUACAGCUGGUGGUAAUGGCCGAGGUGCUAGUCUUAAUCAACUCAACUCUCCGACCUACGUUUUUGUCGAUCGACAACAUGCGGUCUACGUGUCAGACAAGGAGAACCAUCGUGUAAUGAAAUGGAAUAAAGGUGCAAAAGAAGGGAUUGUCGUCGCUGGAAGCCAAGGCAACGGGAAUGCUCUGACACAAUUGAGGCUGCCUAUGGGACUGUUCGUCGAUACAUUAGGUACCAUCUAUGUGGCAGACUCGUCGAAUCAUAGAGUGAUGCGUUGGCCUCAAGAAGCAAAACAAGGCACUAUCAUUAUGGGUGGAAAUGGCCAAGGAGAAGGAGCAAAUCAGUUCAACUAUCUCAGAGGUCUAUCCUUCGAUCGUCAUGGCAAUCUCUAUGUCGUCGACUAUUAUAAUCAUCGUGUUCAACGCUUCGCAAUCGAAUGA